Lichtheimia ornata is the source of this 585-nucleotide messenger RNA. RefSeq lists its product as uncharacterized. The record is from RefSeq and is a predicted model, not a curated record. Gene Ontology annotation, molecular function: SNAP receptor activity. The transcript has 5 exons. Lineage: Eukaryota; Fungi; Mucoromycota; Mucoromycetes; Mucorales; Lichtheimiaceae. The coding region runs from base 1 to 585 and encodes 194 amino acids. Gene Ontology annotation, biological process: endoplasmic reticulum to Golgi vesicle-mediated transport. Gene Ontology annotation, cellular component: Golgi apparatus; membrane.
AUGAAGCUCUUUUCGAUUCUAAUCCUUCGCAAGAAUGCCAACAAGGCCCAGAUCCUCACUUCAGCCUUCGAUUUGUCUAGCUUUGGCUAUUUUCAACGGGGCAGCGUACAAGAAUUUAUGAACUUUACAGCAGCAACUAUCAGCGACCGAACACCCACUGGACAACGACAAAGCGUCGAGAGUGAAAAUAAUGUAGCGCACGUCUAUGCACAUCCCCAAGGUCUUUAUGGUGUGAUUAUGAGUGACAAGGAAUACCCUUCAAGAGUGGCCUUUUCUCUAUUGAACAAGAUUUUGGAUGAGUUCUUGGUCAAGUUCCCCCAAGACAAGUGGAAUCCUCCAAUGACCUAUCCCGAAUUGCAAAACUAUUUGAGCAAAUAUCAAGAUCCCAAGCAAGCUGACAGCAUUAUGCGCGUACAGAAUGAGCUUGAUGAGACGACUGCUAUCUUGCACAAGACAAUUGAAUCUGUAUUGGAACGUGGAGAAAAGCUUGAUUCCCUUGUAGAUCGAUCCGAAGCACUCUCGAGCCAGUCAAAGAUGUUUUACAAGACAGCAAAAAAGACCAACUCUUGUUGUGUGGUGAUGUAG